Amphibalanus amphitrite is the source of this 1308-nucleotide messenger RNA. Its product is annotated as coiled-coil domain-containing protein 42 homolog. The transcript has 2 exons. Lineage: Eukaryota; Metazoa; Arthropoda; Thecostraca; Balanomorpha; Balanidae. Bases 184 to 1173 code for a protein of 329 amino acids. The record is from RefSeq and is a predicted model, not a curated record.
AUUGUAGUGAGUGCGACCCUCCGCAAAAACUCCACAUUUCAUCCGAGCUGAAGACAUCUCCGAAUAGGGUACUCCGGAAUUGGGCUGGGUGGGCAAAGUAAAAAUCGGGAAAGUCACUCUUCAAAGAUUUGUCACCAUCCAAUAGCUAAAGAGUAAAAUUUAGAAGCCGAAGGAAACGCCAUAAUGAAGAAAACAGACAUUAUGAACAGAAACUUGGAAGACUAUUUCAAAAUCCAGUUCGAAAAUAAGAUCGCAGUGCGACCACGCCGUGAAGAUUGUCACCUAGCAGCUGCCACGAAGAUAUUGGCCAAAAGAAAUGAAGUCGAGGAAACUGAUAAGGAAUUGGAAAUGCGCAAAGAAUGGUUUAAAGAAAAGAUGAAAGAAAUCAGGGCUGGCAGAGAGGCCCUUGCAGAUCGUGAAAACGCCUUGAAACAAGAGAUGCUCAGGUACGAAAAGUUCUUUCGAGAGAACACUUUAAAGCGACACAGAGGGGAGAGAAAAUCAAUGGAAGAGCGCGAAUACCAAGCCAAGAAGGACUCUGAGAUCGCCGCGUUAAAGGAAGAACUGAAGGAGUUAGAGGAAAGAAAAGAUGAAAUGCAAAAAGCUGUAAACAGCAACUCUAAAUUCCGCGACUUUCUUCUGAAGGCGACCGCCUACAAUCCAGACUACGAAGAGAUUAACGACCUGCUGAGCCGAUGCGACGUGUUGUGGGCGACGCAGAAGGAGCUGUUGGACCGGGAGCAGCACGACGCGCAGAUACUCGACCAGGAAACGCUCAGUCUGAUCGCCUCCUCCGAACACCUCAGCACCAACGUGCUGCGCCUCAACAACCUCAUCUCUGAGCUCCACCUGCGCUACGAGCGCGCGCAGAACAACGUAGCCGCGUGGGAGAACAGCUGGACGCGCAUUAAGAACACGGCCGCCAAGCAGACGCUGCAGCUGGGCCAGGUGAAGAUGGCCAUCCACAACCUGUACCAGCUGUGCCAGAGGUACCACAGGGAGCGCGCUCUCGAGCACGAGGAGGUGAUCGAGUACACUGAGCCCGGCGACCAGAUGAACACGGUGGCCGAGCUGAUGCAGGACAUCGGUGCCGUAUACAAGGAGUGCUGCCGACGCGCCCGACAGGCGGCCGCCAAGGCGUCGGCGCACGAGACCCCGCCGCUCUCUGACUGACAGCGCUGCAACGACUGGCGUGGGAGAGGCUGUCCUUGCGUCUCUGUCCGGUGUGGCUGGCGAGCUUCAGUCAUGUGUGUAACCAGCCGCCCAUACUCAACGGUCAAUACACUCGAACCGAAAUAUGAAGCAGCA